AUGUGGGGAGAACUUCAGCAGAAGGUCGCCCCACUUGCCCAGGUCAUGUUGGACAGUGGGGAAAAUGUGGACCACUACUGUAAUAGCGUUCAAUGUGAGAAUGGUGGAACGGCAUGCCCCAGCAGAAAAGCGUGCGAAUUUAUUGUUAGGGGGUUAAAAAGUAUAUAUGAGCAUAAAGAGAAACAAGAUGAAAGUAUGAUGGGCAGAGUGAAUAAUAGAAUAUUUAGGGCUACUAUGCGAUGUAUAGCACUAAAUGCAUUUAUAAAAAAAUUGAAGGAUGAGCACAAAUCCUGCCCUGUAGAUGAAGGGAUAAAUAAAGCAUUUGAUAUCGGGGACAGUAAUCGCGAAACAUGGUGUAAAAAUAAAGGUUCAUGUGAAAAGUGCCCACAGGAACAGUGUACAGAUUAUGCUAUUGAAAAUGAGAAACUGUGGGAUAAUGUAAAUGAGAAGCUCCAGGCGGAUGACAACAUACAGAAAACUCUGUCUACUAUAGAUAUUUUAUGCAAAGACUGUAACGAGGAAAGUAACCUAUGUAAACGUAUAGAUUGCGUAACCAAGAAAUGGGGUGUAAACCGGGAUGUAACAAAUCCAACCUGGGAUAACAUGCUCAGUGACAUCGACAGGAGGGCCAAAGAUAUGUUUGAACAUAUAUCUGAGAAUAACGCGGAUAUGGAACCUCAUUGCACUGGACAUUCAGGGCAAGAGAGUAGAAUAGUCACGGACCCAGAGAAAAAAGCAUGCCAAUACAUUACUGCAGGAUUAAAGCAUAUUUAUGAAAUUAAGGAGGAUGAAGUGAAAGAAAAUGACCAAGAGAAGAAAAGGAAGGUUAAGGACGAUAGAAUAUUUAAGCAGACUAUGGAAUGUCUCCUGUUAAAUGCCUUUGCAGAUGAAUUGAAAAAGCAGGUGAAAUCCCCCUGUGAGGUUAUUGAGGAAACAAUAAAACAAGCAUUUGAUGCUGGAAAUGGACAGAAAGGAACUUGGUGUAUGACUAAGCAUGAUGCCAAUAAUGAUUGUGUUCAGUGUGAUAGGUAUAAGGAUUAUAGAAAAUGCGAAAUAAGCGAUGGCAAAAACAAUGAAGCAGUGGGGCCUAAGUUGGAUGUCUUGUUCCAGAAUAACAACAAAAAAGGUGAAAUACAACAAACUCUAACUACUAUAAGUAAUAUAAAUAACUUAUGUGAUCGUUCACAAUGUGUAAUAACACAAUGGACAAGGGACAAUAGGGGAAAGAAAAUAAAAGGGAACCAAAUAAUAAAGUGGGAGAAGGACAGUUGGGACGACAUUACACGGACGAUUGAUCCACUUGCGGACGCCAUGUCUAAGCCGGAUGCAAACGUGGACAGUUUAUGCAAUAGCACGGAACAGAAGAAUAAAGAAGCAUGCAAGCAAAUUGUCAGUGGACUGAUGCAUAUAUACCAGAUUCCUGAAGAGAAGUGGGAUGAUAAGGACGGUAAGGAUAAGCCCAGGAAUAAUAGACUAUUUAAGCAAACUAUGUCAUGUUUUAUUUUAAAUGUGUACACGGACCUCAUUAAAGAAAAGUGUCCGAACAUAGGUAAUACAGUACGCAAUUUUUUUACUGUCGGAGGAAAUCUCCACACAACUAAAUGUACAAGAGGGAGUACAUGUAUUCCAUGUGAGUGGCACGAAUGUGCGGAUAUGAGGUUCGAUGGAAAGAAACUACGUAACAGAAUAAAAGAGGAGCUCAAGGAAAAGAAUAACAAAAUAAAACAAGCUCUGGAUAAAAUAUGUCCAUCUGCCAAACCAGCAACUGUACAACCCCCCGCAGCAGGGCGGGCAAGGAGUGAUAGUGAUGAUGACAAGAGUGCAAUACAGACAGGUAAGAAAGCACAAAAUACGGAUGAUGCAAUAGGUCUUCCUCUAUUUGAUGAUGAAUAUGACACUGUUCAUCACACAAAGAGUAAUGAGGAUGAAGAAGAGAAUAGGUGGCUCGCUGCGAAUUCCGGUAAAUCGCAUGUUACUGUUAUUGACGCUGGAACUACUGUCAUUGCAGGUCCUGAAAUAAAGGAUAGUGAAAAGAAGGAUAGUAAUCCCGGAAACCUGUUCCAAAGGCUGAAGCUGGAGCAGGUGCUGCUGCUGGAGGAGGUGGUGGGGGAGGGGCAGGUGUGGGUGCUUCCCCUCGGACAGUUAAUAAGCAAGUUGAAAACACGGCCCCCACAACUGUUCAACACCAACCUCAACCCCAUCCUCAACCAGCUCCGGGGGCUCCUCUUCCUGCAGUACCAGAUGGAGGACCAGUUCCAUCAGUACCUGCUUCAUCAGAAGCAACAGAACAAACAGCAUUGUCAUCUGAAAUUGCUACUACCAAGUAUUUUGUCCUCGGUAAAAGAAGAAAACGUCAAAGAAGAGCACAUCAAGUACGUGGUCCUCCAACUUUACAAGAACAACUCCAUCAUGUGGAUGACCCGGAUGGUCCACAUGCAUAUACCUUAG
Plasmodium coatneyi is the source of this 2448-nucleotide messenger RNA. RefSeq names its product SICA antigen. NCBI's taxonomy places the organism in Eukaryota, Apicomplexa, Aconoidasida, Haemosporida, Plasmodiidae. The coding region runs from base 1 to 2448 and encodes 815 amino acids. The transcript has 6 exons. The record is from RefSeq and is a predicted model, not a curated record.